Molecule: messenger RNA, 2082 nt
Organism: Prorocentrum cordatum
Lineage: Eukaryota; Dinophyceae; Prorocentrales; Prorocentraceae
Source: the annotation of a GenBank genome assembly
AUGGGGCACAACCACGAGCUCGGUUUCCUGCGCCCCUGCGCGGCGCCCUCCGUGCAGCAGCCGCCGGCGCGCCGCCGCCCGCCGCACGCCGGCGGAGCCUGGGGCAGGCGCGGCGGCGGCGCGACGGAGCCCCGCGCCUCGGCUCCCGAUGCCCUCGCGGGGCGCAGCGCUGGCGCCGCCUCGCUGCUGGCGGCCCUCGCAGCGGCGGCUCGCCUGCGGCCAGGCAGCAGGAGGCGGGGGCCCGCGCAGCGGCACGCGCUGGCCAGCGCGGAGGCCACCAUCGGGGGCCUCACCGUCGCCGAGGUCGAGCAGCGCUGGGAGGAGGUGGAGGCGCUCGGGCGCAAGCCGCAGGAGAUCGCCAAGCUGUGCGCGCUGCUGUGCUGCGUGCACCGCGAGCUGGGCUACUUCGCCGCGCUCCACGAGGGCUCCGUGGGGAGCGGCAAGGUCGUGGGCACGGCACCGUCCCUUCCCAUCGUGCUGAGCUGGGAAGGCCCCGGCGGCCUGGAAGACACGUACGGGAUGUGCUUGUCGCGGGGCAGCGGUGACACGCUGCUGCAGGAGCUCCUCGAGUGCGUGAAGCAGACGCAGAAAGAUAAGCGCUGGGGCGAGGCUGGCGAGAACAACGCCACGCUCCGCGCGAAGGUCUCGCUGCUGCGGGGUUUUAAGGACAUCUCUGGGUCCCCCCUGGACUGGGCGCCUGGCAAGCAUGGGCUUUGGUACCACACUGGGCAGGACGGCGUCUCUCGGGUCUACUUGCCGGAGGUUGCCGAGCGCGUCGCGGGCGCCGCGGCCCCUCCCGCGGCGGCUGAUGCGGAAGGCGGCGAGGCGCCAGGCGGCCCCGACCUGGAACGCGUUUUGUGGGCGCUCGCCACGGACUACCAGAGGGAGGACGAGGACGAGGAGGACCAGUACGACGAGGGCGAGGAGGCGGAGGCCGACCUGCGAGGCAGCGCGCUACCCGAGGGCUGCACGCUGUACCGGUUCGAGGUGCUGCGGGGCGAUUGCCCGCUGUCGAACCUGCCGACCAUGAAGACGCGGAUGAUGACCCGCGAGAGCUCGGAGGAGUUGCUGAGGGCGCAGUCUCCCUACCAAAAUUGGAUAGCGGACAACAGCGAGCUGGACCCCGAGUCCACGAAAUUGGGCGUACCCGUCCUGCUCAGCAAGGACCUGGACGACCCCGUGCUGGUGAAGAAGGCAGGCGAGAGGAGGUCUGGCAAGGUGGUCGCGAAGUGGAACAAGGUGAUCAAGGGCAUACCCACGCCGGACGGGGAGUGGCUCGAGAACGCCGUGGGCCAGUUCCUCCCGAUGAAGCUGGGCGGCACGACCGUUCUGCGAAAGGCCUACCAGGAGGACGGCGCCGCCGCGCGCUUUGCGGCGCUCACGGCGAGCGGCAGCGACAGCUCCCCGGGGGGCGUGCGAGCGUUCGUGGUGCCGCAGUUCGGGGCCUACGGCUCCAACGAGAGCAGCUUCAUGGACGGGUUUCGCCCCGUCGACGCCGCGGCGAGCUCGCGCAGCGCCGGGCUCGAGAAGGUCCGCCGCAUCUUCGUGAUCGCCUCCGUGUGGGACUGCUACAUCGACGGGUGCGGGCUCCCGGAGCGCAGGUGCGCCUGGUACAACCCCCCGGGGCUGCACAGCAAGAUCCCGCUCGACCUGGUGGUCAUCGACAAGCUGAGGAAGACGGGCUUGUUCACGGAGCUGACGGUGGAGCAGGACGUGCAGGAGCGCGCCAUCGAGGUGUUGCUGCCGCUCGUGGGGAGCUGCCUGGAAGGCAGGGACUUCACGCUGAUCCCCAUCUACGUAGGCGGGCUGAUGAGUGAGCGGGCCGACCAGAUCACGAAGGUCCUGGCGCCGUACCUCGGAGACGCGUCCAACCUGUUCGUGGUCGCUGGCAGCAUCGAUUCGCUGGCCUCGGUGGGCUUCGGCCCGUCGCCGGGCGCCACGGAGCCCUGGACCAAGUCCGUGCCCAUGCUGGUGCGGCAGCGGGACCAGGUGAUCCCCACCCUGGACGCCCUGGACCUUUUCCUGCAAGCCGCGGAGGCGGUCCCGGACGGGAGGAAGCUGAGCUUGCAGAGUUAUUGGUAG